GUUUAAAAGUUCAAAAUGGGGUGACUUUAACCGGAACCAAAAUGAUCUUAACAAGGAGAGGCAAAGUUACCACUUUUUUGAUUUUUAUCCUUGGUUUGACCACCUUUCUCUUGUACGCCUCAUACCAAGCGAAGUUCGGACAAGAAAUUAGCCAACCCACUCACAGCAAAAGAACAAUGGGUAAGUCAACGAGUUAGAAAUGAUUUACAGCAUUAGAUGCUCAUCACAUGAAUUAUGCCGUUAAAGCCUAAAUUAAGACGCAGGCAAAUAUUUAGGAAAAUAAAAGUAACAUAACUUAGUUCGAACAAGGGAAAUAACAACGCUUCCAAAAGCUUAAGAGGCUUAGUUACUUCGUGUUGUCCCGUUCACCAGAAAUUAGCCAUUCGCAGUGUAAUGCUAUCGCAGAUUCAAGAUAACAAACUGGAAAUCCUUUAAAUUAGUUUCCAAAAUUGACUAACGUACAAUGAUCAUCCUGGAUGAUGAUGGGUAAUUACCGUAGAGAACACGCCCCUCAUCACUUAGUCUUGGCUGUUCCGGUGUAUAGGGUUUCAUAUCGCUCUGACGCUCUGUCAGUUUCGAGCUAGUCAACGCUUUCCCGCCCACAUCACCACCUCGACGUUCUCGAGCGGUUAAUGUCUCCUUUCAGUUGGAGAAGCAUAACCACUUCAACAGCAUAAGCAAAUUAAAGCGCAAUUACCGGCAUUACGAGUCUCCAAUGCAUGCAUGACAACAAAGAUGAAAUUGAAUACCAAAUGUUUGCAGCUCAUGUUCCCCUGACCACCAGUGAACACCUAAGAGUUUGCAGGUAACAAGAGGCUCUAUUGGUGUUCCAUCGAUUAAGGAAGCUGGCAUCGUCUUCCUCCGUUUGUCUGAAUUGGGAAUUGGAUCUUCUGAAAUUUAGGAUUCUCUUUUCUUGGCGUUUAGAAAAAGGCCCAUUGCAUUGAUCCAACUCGAAACUACAGCUAAGUGCAAAAUUUAGUUUCUCUGUGCAGUUCGCGUAUUCGCAUCUCUGGCUGAGACUGGAAUAUUUUUUCAACACCCUGGGAGGGAUAAUAUGGCAUCCUGUAGCUCUCCUGAUGUUAAAUGACUUUAGUGAUUCCGGCUUAAACUUUAGUUUCACUUACUGAGCUGAAGUUGAAAAAUUCAUUGAGAGAGAUAUUCUUUUUGAUGAACUGGAAAGGAGCACUAACGUGAUCAUUCAGGUCGCUCACAGCCGGUGCGCUUAUGCUAAAAGAAUGUCUACUUAGGAUAUCUGCAAUCUUGUUGUGUUUUUAAAUAAUAAUUUUGCCUUCAGUUAAUUGAAUAGUUUCGGACAUUGCUCGGCGAAGUAUCCAUUGAUCUUCUCAGGCUAACAACGCGAUUUCCCUAUUGCCGACACUUUUCCCAUUCGCUUCGAUCUUUCAUGAUAUAAUACUUGCUCUUGAAUUGAUUUCAAAAGUGAACAGUGGCUAUCACUCCAGAGUUAAAGCAGGGCGGUUAUAGUUUCGUGCUUUUCUUCUUUACCAAGGAAGCAUGAUCAUCAAGCACGUCUCUUUAGCAGUUUUUCUCAUGCGCAGUACACAUCACUAAUGUCUUAAAGGUGCUUGCAACAGCGAAACGAGUUAAAAAACAUCGUUGUAUCUCACAGAAUUGAAUUUCUAAAAGUUUCUUCUCAUAAAAGUCUUGGGACCCCUUUUGAGGCACGCAGCUCUCGUAAUUGCACAUACCAGAUGAUCAUCAGUUAUAUCUGGGUUGAAAACACUUUCGUGCAAGGAUUUAAUUCUUUUGAAAGUUAGAAUUACGUCAAUUAGAGUGUGGCUAUUCGCCGUAACUCUAGUUGACGUACUAACAAGCCUUUUAGAUUGUAUAUUGUAAACGUAGUAUAGGUUUAGCAGAUGUCUCCCCAACUUUACCGUUCCUUGUCGGGUUCCAAAAUGUUACCAUUCACGUCUCUAAUUAGAGUGUAAUUGUCCGAAAGCCUGCUGAUCAAUUCAAUUGGUCGUUUCCGUUCGGAUGACCAGAUUUCUUUGGCCAUUUUGAACGGUCUGUAAAGACGAAUCCAAAGUAGAUGUCUAUGAAUCCUUUUGAAUUCUGACCUCAGUGUUUAUUUAUUCUAAACCAACGAACUGUUGUGGCAUUUUUAAUUAUAACGCGCUUUGUUUAAAGGUCGCACCCUGCAUAUAUUAUGAGGCCACCUUUGUAAUUUGUUCUAUCUUGUCGAUUUGGCUUGGAUCCUUUAGCAUAGAACUGGCUUUCUGGAUAGCUGUCAUCGAUUUUGGAGUCCGAGAGAACUAGAAUAUCUGACAAAUUGUUUAUCAGCAUGUUCUUAACCUCGAAGAGCUUGAUUCCGCCGACGCUGUUUGUUUUCUUGUGGUAGGAAGAAGCGAAAUAAACUAGCUCGAAAGUGCUUUCUAGGAAAAGAAACCAUCUCAAAAACUUCGCUCAUCGUAAUUGGUCUUAUUUCACGCGUCUCCAAAUCGGUUUUUUUUUUUUACCCUUUUUCUUCUUUUCUAAGCAAAGUAAUCAUUCUUGAAGUUCUUUUCAUUGGAAAGAUCCCCAAUCAUUACAACAACGUGAAAAGCUUAAUAAUUGACUAUUUCCGAAGUUCUACACUGAAUCAAUUUCCCUCUCUAAUAUUAAAUUAAAUAAUUCUGGAUAGUCAAACUUGAUUGCGAGUACUUCAAAACAAACGACAUGUUGUUUAUCGUAGAUGAGAUCGUCUGUCGAAAGGUUGUUCCAACUCAAGCCACAGCCACAUCCACAGAAAAACCCACUAAUAAUUCAUUGCCAAAGGCUUUCGUUUAUCUCAUUCAAACAGAACAAUGCCUUCCUUCAAACUUUGCCUCUCCUUCCGAGAUCGGCGACCCCGAGACGUGUAAAUGUGAUGUCAUGGUGCUAAGCUAUCGUACCAAAUGUCAAGUGCAAAAGCCGCCUCACAUCACUUAUUUGUUCUAUCCCAAUACUGGAUGGGGAACAGGACGAAAUGUGCUGUAUUUUGCUGCAAUUACGAGAUCCCCAAAAUACCAUUAUUACAUUUUUAUGGAUGAUGAUGUGGUACUACAUUUCAAUUCAUUUGCUUCGCCACAAAUGAAGAGGCUUCCGCCGUUUAGAGUCUUCGAACAUUGGCUCCUAGAUUACGAGCCUGUAGUUGGAGUUGUGGAUUACAAAUUGCAUCAUGGGGCCAUCUGGACCAAUAACUUACGAAAGAAAAUAUGUAACAAGACGGACAGUCCCCUUGUGAUACCAACAGUAUGGUAUGAUGCCCUUUUCAAUGCAUUUCAUUACAAAUCUAUCGAACAUCUCUUCCCUUACCGUACGCAAUAUCAAAACAUAAGCUGGUGGUCAUCGCAAAGGUACAUGUUUUCUGCUGUGGAACUGAUAUUUCGAGGCCAGGCAUUAAUGUUUGUGCCUGUUACUACGGGAAAUCCAAAACAUCGCCCAUACCCAAGGUCUCUAAAGGACGCAAACUGGAGAGAUUACAUCGAUACGAUUCGAAAGGAAGCUCCUUUAAUUUACAGAAAUCGAACUUUAUUCGAAGAAUUUAAACAGAAUCUUGCAGGUUACGUUAUCAACACGAAAACAUAUUGCAUGAAUGUAACACGGCAUCAACAGAUUAAACCAUACGCUCAUUUUGAUUUUAAGACAGAGAUGUAGUUGUUGAGGUUAGUGAAGAGGUAAACUAUAGUUCCCUAUUCUUUCUUAUUCUGGGCUCAAUCAGUGGAUAAAAUGCUAAACCCAUUCAAUUAUAAGCCCCUUUGUUUGUUUAUAAACUUGUUGAACUGUAACAAAGUUUCAACAAAGUGAUGUUCGCGAGGAGAAUUAGGACUGAACCGCUAACACAUUGGAAUCAAACCAUUUUUCACUUGGUCGGUUGCAUUCAUUUUAUUUACUGAGGAAGUAUUUCCUGAGCCAUAUUUUAUUCACUAUAUCUGUGUGUUAGUACUUUCCCUAUGACUGGGGAGUGUAACGGGCCUUAUUAUUAUUAUUAUUAUAUUACUGUUCAGACCUCUAAAUAAAAAUUUUUAUUCUAACCGAAAUCACCGCUCUCUGUUUGAAUCCAGAGAUUUAGUAACCUCGCUUUCUCGAUCCGUAUUUUCAAUAAGUUAGAGAACCUCGUUGAGGGCCAUCAGAAAGGGAAAGACUCGGGCCUUAACGAACAGAAGUGGAGGUCAGUAAGAGGUCUAUUUCUUCACCAAUAAAAAGUGUGCAUUAAAUUAUCGUAACCAACUGCGUUUUGAGAUGUCAAAGGGUGAACAAACUUUUCGGGGAUUAGACUUUGAACGGUGCCAUUGUAAAAACAUCGAUCGUAGUAACCUGGCCUUAAAUUCAAUUCAUAAUCAUUAUGUAAGCUUCAAAAAGGCUGCUGCUUUGUUCCUCCACACAAAAAAAAAAUUGAGUUGAGAAUGUCUUUUUGAAUGAGAAAACAGCAGAGACUUUUCAUAAAUCACGAUUAAGCAGCCAGGCUGUCAUGCAUGAUUCGAUAUGGUUCCGGUCGUUGUCCAUUUUUAGUACAUAUGACAAUAAAUACCGAAAGUUAGUUUGUCUUAGGGGUGAGGGGGGGACUUAAUUAUUUUCUGGUGAAAGCGGGAGUUAAAUUACUGCCAGUGUGACGUCACUAGCAACAAAACAAGCAAGAAAGACUCUUGAGUGUUAAGCUUGCUGCCUUGUGUUUUGAACUUGUGAUCACCGAAAACUCUCUGUAGUUUUUUUCUUCGUGGACUUUGUUAUGAUAUUCUGUAUAUAGCGCUGGUAUAUUACUAUGCAAUAUCAUAUUUCUUAUUAGUCUAAAUGAUUUCAUAAUUUAGGCAACGGGCUGGGAUGUAUUUUUAAAAGGUUUCUCUCCAUGUCUCUGUCUUUAUUCAUAAUAAAGUUCGAAUACAUAACACACAUGUCAUUGGUUGAAAGAGCGUGCUCUAUCAAAGUACAAAGCAUAGAACUGAGCUAAAGCUAUCACGCCAUCUUCCAAAUGGUAAUAUGUCCGACCUUUUUCAGGACUUCUUUCAAGCUUUUCGUUAAUUGAAAGUGAAAUUUCGUAACAAGCGAGAAGGCAAGUAGC
Pocillopora meandrina is the source of this 5035-nucleotide messenger RNA. NCBI's taxonomy places the organism in Eukaryota, Metazoa, Cnidaria, Anthozoa, Scleractinia, Pocilloporidae. The record is from the annotation of a GenBank genome assembly.